AUGGCUCUCCCGGCUUGGGGCAUACUUAAAGGCAAAACAGCAGCCAUCACAGGUGGCACCACUGGCAUUGGCCGUGCUAUUGCUCUUGAAUAUAUUCGUCAGGGAUGCAAUGUCGCGAUUAACCAUCUCGGUCUACAAAAAGACGAGUCGCUCCGUCACAGCUUGCUUCAAGAAGUGGAAUCCCUACAGAAGCAGGGGAAGGGAGCAGGCAGUGUGCUAGAAAUUGCCGGCGAUGUCACUGUCCCAGAAACAAGUGACUCAUUGAUUCAAGAGGCGGUGCGACGCUGGGGGAAAUUGGAUAUUUUUGUGGCCAAUGCGGGUGUUUUCAAACAGGCCGAAUUCCUAAAGAUUGAACCAGCGUUGCUCGGCCACAGCCUCGAUGUCAAUGUGAAAGGCACCUUUUAUUCGUGCCAAGCUGCAGCUCGCCAAAUGGUCAAACAGGGCCAUGGAGGUUCCAUUAUCGGAGUAUCCUCAGUUAGUGCCUUAGUCGGAGGCGGCCUUCAAACACACUACACGCCAACCAAAGCAGCAGUUCUUUCACUUAUGCAAUCAAUGGCCAUAUCACUAGGGAAGGACAAGAUUCGUUGCAACGCGUUGCUUCCAGGGACAAUCAACACCCAGCUCGCAGACCAUGAUAUGAAAAAUCCAACAAAAAAGGCAUAUCUGGAAGCAAGGGUUCCCCUGGGCCGUAUUGGAAGACCAGAAGAUAUGGCAGGACCAGCAAUCUUCUUGGCCUCUGAAGAAAUGAGCCCAUAUGUGAAUGGAGCACCACUCUUGUCAGACGGUGGGAUGUUUAGUAAUUUACAGUGA
Talaromyces rugulosus is the source of this 810-nucleotide messenger RNA. RefSeq lists its product as uncharacterized. The record is from RefSeq and is a predicted model, not a curated record. Gene Ontology annotation, molecular function: oxidoreductase activity, acting on the CH-OH group of donors, NAD or NADP as acceptor. The coding region runs from base 1 to 810 and encodes 269 amino acids. NCBI's taxonomy places the organism in Eukaryota, Fungi, Ascomycota, Eurotiomycetes, Eurotiales, Trichocomaceae. The transcript has 2 exons.